AGGAAAGAUUAGACAGAAAAAGCCCAGCCAGGAUUCAUUAUCAAAUAUCCAACUUCUUAAAGUCAGGGUUGUCGCGGGUUCGGAAAAUGAGGAAGUAUUGCGGCACAUUAUUUCGAUGCAGGCUCUAAUUUACAACACCAAUAUCACUGUGAACGAGAAUGGUGAACCUAGGGCAUCCAUUAACGAAGGUACAUCAUUUACAACGCUGAUGAAUCAUUUCAAGGAGCUACAGCAUAACUUGACUUCCGAGGAAGUGUACGCAUGGAUCUUAGGUCAAUCUCUGUUUGAUCCUCAACCAACGCCAGCCAACAUGGAAGAGAUGCACGACCUAGCGCGUGAAUCAUAUGAAUCACUUGGUCGCAGGACUAGAUGCAGCAAUUGGCUCUCAUACGUGACGAAGUCGUCUCUGGAAGCGGACUUGAGGCGUAUUGAAGCCGAAGGUGGACCAUUAGCACAGCAGGAAGCCAUCUUUGUGCUCUUAGCGGGCAACAAACGUCAAAAGGCUAGUGUGGCGGCGGUGCAGUCUCGAAACCUGCGUCUCGCUACACUCAUCGCUCAAUCAGGUCGUGGAGCACAGCCUUUGUUGAGACUAGAGAACCAAAUGAAGAUCUACCAAGAAGCUGAUCAAGGCAGAGGGGUAUCUUCUAGCUACAUGAAGGCGUAUGCGCUUUUGAGUGGUGCACUGGAUAUUAAUAUUGCGCCCAAGGAUGAGCCUCAAUCAUUUGUGACAGACGGGUUAGACUGGCGGCGAGCAUUUGGAUUGUAUUUAUGGCACAGUAAUACACCUGGUGCAGACUUAGGGCAGGCUUUGAGUCAUUAUAGUGCCUCAAUGUCUCAGCGCAAAUCUGUAGCAAGGCCAACACCAUGGUACCAACGGAACACGGACAGUGAGCCAGAACACUUUGAUUUCUUGUUUCAACUGAUUGCACUGCUGACACAUCCAUCUAAGGCCUUGGAGGAUGUGCUCCAUCCAUUAGGGAUGGGUCCUGUCUGCCUGGAUUACCGUCAAAGUUGGCUGUUCUAUAUGGUGCUUUGUCAGUCGCUCCAUGCUAGCCAAUUUCGAUCAGAGCUGUCUCAUGCUCAAAUAUGCCAAAGCUUCAUCUUCCAGUUAGAGAAUCUAGGCCUGUGGGAAUGGGCGGUCUUUGUUGCGCUUCAUCUUGAGACGGCUUCAUCAAGGGAGCUGGUCAUUCGUCAGAUUCUUGAACGACAUGUCGAUCUCCCAACGCUUUCGUGUUCUCCUUCGUCAUCUAUCUCUGCUCCUUCAAAAGGGAUGGCAACAUUAGUUCCGUCCGUUGACACUGAACGAUGGGAAUUUGAGGGUGAAAAGAAUUCGUUCUUAUUGAAAGAUCUCAGGAUCCCCGAAGCAUGGCUUUGGAGUGCGAGAGCCGUUAGAGCCAAGUACAAUGGUGAACUUUACAUGGAGGUAUUCAGUUUACUCAAAGCGGGAGAAUACGAAAGAGGGCACAAGCUCAUCUUGUCAAGUCUGGCACCUGUUUCAAUCCUACAAGGCGACCUAUCGACACUCAACAGGGUUUUGGGAAUGAUUAAUCAGAAUAAAGUGCAGGGUUGGGCCAAUGGAGGAGCGAUCUAUCAGGAGUAUCUGAAGUGCUGUUCAGACUUUGAAGGGCGUGAUGGUUAUUUGCUGAUGAGGGGCAAUAAAGUGUCUUACGCAAACGAUCUGGUCCCUCAGAAAGAUACCCAAAUUCUUCAAAGCGAGGUACAGGCACUGCUAAAAAAGUUGCCAUUGCUUCUAGCGCAUCAAUCUACAGACAGUCCUUCGCUCCAGGUCUGUGUUUCAGAAAUGGCAUCAAGAUGCACAACAUUGCUGCGAGAUUUGAAGGAGUUGGUAUGUAUCCUGUUAUCAUAUCCAUAAACGCUUUUGGAAGAGAAUCGCAAAUUUAUACUAACAAAAUAUUUAUGGCAUUAUAGUCCAUACAGGAGACUGCAUCCCUGACAGAUCUACCUCUGGAUGAGGACGAGCGCGUGAACACUGUACAGAAGAUCAGCUCCGAC
Lobosporangium transversale is the source of this 2013-nucleotide messenger RNA. RefSeq names its product nuclear protein 96-domain-containing protein. Bases 116 to 1873 code for a protein of 585 amino acids. Lineage: Eukaryota; Fungi; Mortierellomycota; Mortierellomycetes; Mortierellales; Mortierellaceae. The record is from RefSeq and is a predicted model, not a curated record. The transcript has a single exon.